AACGUGUCAAACAGCAGCAGAAACUAAUAAUAUUUCAAAGGUUGAAACAAACUGUUUCUCAAGACUCUGGCUGUCUCCUUGCCAAAUGGUUCAAGGCAGUGUUUCUCUAUAUGGAUGGAUUUGCAUACAUUGAGGUGCCGAAAGGGACAAUGCCUGAUUUUGGGACUUAUCUGCUGCCUACUGUUCAUGAUUAUACUUUCUUUAUACCCUCUACAGGACAUAGCAGGUUGUUCUAUUCCUUCUCCGGCAGUUGACCUGUCUGUGUUGUGUAAAGAAGCCAAGAAAAAAUGCAAUCUCAACUAUGAUUCAGACAAACACUUUAAUCCCUUAGACCCAGUUAUCCCCAGAGGCGAACCUCAACAGGGUGCCCGAUCUGAUUUAGGGGAUGCAGAUCAACCUCCUCAUAAGAUGGCACUUAUAAUUCCAUACCGUGAUAGAUUGGAGGAGCUGUUGCAGUUUGUACCCUAUAUGUAUAAUUAUCUGAAUGGAAAACACAUAGCUCAUCGGAUUUAUGUCAUAAACCAAGUGGAUAAUUUCAGAUUCAACAGAGCUUCCUUGAUCAAUGUUGGUUUCUUAGAAAGUCGAUCAGAUUGUGAUUAUAUUGCCAUGCAUGAUGUUGACCUGCUACCUUUGAACCCAGAACUAGACUACGGCUUUCCAGAGUUAGGACCUUUCCAUGUUGCCUCACCAGAAUAUCAUCCUAAAUAUAAUUACUCUAAAUUUGUUGGUGGAAUUCUUCUUAUGAACAAAGACCAUUUCAUUCAGGUGAAUGGAAUGUCCAAUAGAUACUGGGGCUGGGGACGUGAGGAUGAUGAACUGUAUGUGAGAUUAUUAAAAGCUCGUCUGCAGAUAAGACGUCCAAAGGGACUCAAAACAGGAAGAAAGGACACAUUUCUUCAUAAUCAUAAUGCUUUAAGAACAAGAGACAACAAAAGAUAUUUUAAUCAAACAAGGUUAACCAGUCGUUUGGAUAGAGAAACUGGCGUGAGUACUGUGAAGUACAGUGUAGAUCGUCGUGUCAACUUGGUUAUUGAUGGAGCACCUGUGACAAUGCUAAAUGUGCGCUUAAAGUGUGAUCUGGAAAAAACAAAGUGGUGUUUAAAGAAAGAGGACCAUGAAAAGCUAUACAGAUAUGGAGCUAAUUCUAUCAUAAAUAACUGAUAUUAUAUUACUGGUUACAAAUCAGAACUUUUUGUCUGUGAUAGGAGUAGCCUUUUCAGGAAUCAAUUUGUCCAAUGAAAGUUAUUUUUAAUAGUACAUUGUAUAUGGAUUACAUUUUUGCAUUAAUUGGAAAGACUAUUUGCCAUCACCACAGUUACUACAUAUAAAAGAUGGCAGUUUAUGUUAAUACAGCUGGCUGCAUUCUGGUUGUCCAUGCUGUGACCAGGAUUUCUGGCAACAGACUUUGAUUCAUGGUUCUGUUACUGUGAUAUUACAUGUUUUAUUGAUCAAGUUGAUACAGGCCUUGCUGCUUAUGACUUUGUGCACCACCAUCAUUGUCAAAGGGGCUCAAUUACUUGAUAAAGCUCUUGAUACUUUUGACUUUGGACUCAGGCAUCAAAAUCAAAAGGGCUCAAUUACUCGGGUAUUUUUGUACUCUCUAAAACAGUUUAUUGUCCAAUGUCCAUUGUUUUAAAGGCUGGUUUCAUUUUAAGAAUAAGGAAAAAUAAAAUUGGCUUAUAAAAUAAUGAAAAUUGGACAAUUAAAGAUUUUAGAAUCUAAAUAUUUGACCUAAACAUCUAGUUGCUUAAAAACAACGACCGUAUUUAAAUAAUGUCUUUAUCAGAAUCGUCCAUGUUUAAUUCUUGUUCCUGUCCUUUAAUCACUAAAUCAAUCACUACUAAGAUUUGUAUUUCCUUCCUGUAUUUGAUUCUGUCAUUAUCAGUAGCUCCAAUUUACUGGCAAUGCUUACUUUAUAACGUUGUUAGCCAUCAUUGAUUAUAUGUACUUAUUAAAGUAAACUUGAUAAUUUUUGCAUAUGUGUGAUAGAUAUAGGAUCUUAUUGAAUUUUCAGUUGAUAUGAGAUUUUACAAAAUGGAAACAAAUUUAAGAUACUUUUUAUCACAUAACUAAGAAAAGGUUUAACUUAAGGGAUUAUGUUUUAAAAGUUUUUAUGAGAUCACAUGAAUUCCUACAAUGAUUUGUGCCAUUUAAUUUCAUGUAAGUUAUUUUAUCAUAUUCAUAUUUUGUGUUAAUAUCACUAAGUUUUAUCACUAAUACAGCAUGUGUACAUUUUAAAUGUUUGCCCUUGUAUCAUUCACACUAUAUAUAUGAUUUAAUCAUACACAUUAAACUUCAUUAUAGAAAAGUAAAACUUGGUAGACACUCUGUAUUAGAGACCAGGUAUCACUUUGUUACCAGUCAAUAUCUUGCCAUCAGUGCAGAUGUCAAAUUUCUGAUGUACAUUAAAUGAAUGUAUAUUCAUAAUUGUCUGCUAUAAUAGUUUUGCUAUUUUAGGAAGUUACAGAGUUUUUACAGAUAUUAAAAGAUUAUAGAGUUUAUCAAGUUUUAAUUUUUCAAUUUUCCUAAGAAGACAAAUAUUUGAGUUUUAUGCAUUUUAAUCAAAUAUUGCUAUCAAGGUUAUGUAUGUAAUAUGUUUAUGUCACAGUAUCAUUUCAACAGAAUUGUUUAAAGUCAGCAUUUUCCUGCCAGUGAAUAUUACAGUAUUAGCAUAGAAAAGCAUUAGCAGUGUACUGUGAAAUUAUGGACAGUCGUUGCCAGUUGAUAUAUUUGUAAAUAUAUUGCUAAUUUUUACUUUGGUAAUACAUUUGUAGUAUUCAUUUAAUAGCCAUCACAAUAAAUUUCCAUUCAAAAAACAGAAAAACAUCAUCUUUAAGAUGCAUUUAGGUGAACUGUGAUGCUUUCAGGCUUGUUUUUAGAGGAUGCUUCAUUAUCUUCAAAAAUGGAACAAGAUACCAUUUAUAUACAUGUACUGGAAUAGAAGAUAGUUUACCUAACAUACAACUUUCUUCAUUCAUUAGCAUCAGAUCCUGUGUGUUUACAGACACAAAGGGCAAUUUUAAAACAGUUUUAUCAAGUUUGUGAUUAUUUACAUCUUUUUAUUCAACCACAAUAUAAAAAGUGGCCUAUGAUUUGAAAAAGUGAUACCCUGAAAUGUAAACCUGGAUGGUAUUCCUUAGAUUUUAUGUUUGAAUAAGUAGGACUCAAGAACUUAUUUAUUCAUCAGAUGGAAUUUCAGAGUUAUUGUAGGCUGUCAUUGCUGUACAGACAUAAGCUUUGUGAGCUGGCAAUUAAUGAAAUUAAUCUUCAAAUUGUACUUGAUGACAAUGCUUAUUUAAAUGCUUCAGAAACAAAUCACGCACUUGACAUAUUUAAGACUAAGUGUAUGUAUUGUAAUAUUGUUUUUUGCUUGUUUAUAUAAACAAGUGCCAUGAAAUAUUACUGUUACAUUUUCAAUAUAAUACUUUUCUAUCCACAAGAUCUCCUGUAAGCACGAUAAAAAGGAUAUAAGUGACUAGUAUUAUGAAACCUGCUUUUACUGACAAAGAUUAGAUCUGACAUGAUUUGAUAAUAGGCUGCUAUUCAUACUUUGGUUCGAUUGAGAUUUUUUACUUGAGCUUACCAAAUUGUGGACUUUGGUGAUAAUUGAAAAUUUAAACCAAGUUUUGUAUACUAAUCUACUUUAGAUCCAAAGAUUUAUCAGAGCAUAGAAACAUGUACAUGUACAUUCAUACAAUACUUGCACUGAUAACUAUUUAUCUUACAUUCAGCAUACUUUUUAUUAUUCAAUGAAGUUUUUGGUAGUUAUUUUAUUUUUCUAGAUAUUAUUUUCUACCUUUGGAUGCCAAAAACUGAUAAAUUCUUUCGGUCACUGGAAUCAUUCUCAUGAAUGAAUGGGGAAUACACUGAUUCUAAAGUGUGCUGAAUGAUAUUGAAAUUGAAUUGAAAUUUUAAAAGUAAAAAAUGUUUAAAACUUUCUCAAUGUGUCUUUAUUGUCUUUCAUUUUUUAAAAACGUUUUCAUAUGUCCUACAGAUAUGAGCUGUUGUCAUAUGUACAUGUAUAUGUGUAAGAUUGCAUUUUAACAGUUGGUGUAUGUAUGUCUAUUUCAAUACAAAUUCAGCUUUAAGUUAGUUUAUUAUGAGCAUAUGUGAUGAAGCUACAAGAUGAAUUUUUUUUAUUGAUGUAUAACAGGACAUCAUUUUAAUAUCUUAUGUAUGUAAAUGUGUGAUUUAUUGUGAAUUUAGAAAAUGCUUGUGCCACACCUGCCUAAUCGUACAUCCAUAUCAGUUCAUUUAAUGUCUAAUUUGGCAAGAUGUUUCAAAAAAAAAAAAUUAUUUUAACUUUGAUAGAAUAAUUUGUACUUAAUAAAAUCCAGAAAGGAAGCAAUGAGACUGAACACAGGUAUGUGCUUUGAUUGUCUCCAAGUCAACCAAGAUUUGAUUGACAAUGUGUGAAGUGAAUGGAAAAUUAUUCAUUUUCUAUAGUAUUGUUUUUAUAACAUCAUAUAAAUCUAUUUGUGUAGAAUCCUGACAGCAUAUGUUUUUCACUUCACAUUUCAUCAUUUGACAAGAAAUUUUGAAAAAAUUUGAUUUUUUGAUGGUAGUCCUGUUUUUGUGUUAUUCAUACCAAGUACCAAACAUUAUUAUUCCAGCACAGUGUGUCUUUUUUUAUAUUCAAGGUAUAAAGCCUGCACAAAAUACAUAAUUCUAUAUUUCGUUAACAAAUAUGACAUUGUAUCCUGUUUAUCAUGGGAUAUAAAUAUAUAAGCCUAUGUUUUCACCAAUGAUAACUUUUCACUUCAUCUUUUUUUUUGUACUUGUAAGUUUUAGAUGGAAAAUAUUCUAUAAUUUUACUUAAUGAAGUCUGAAGCAUUCACAUCUGCACCAUGUACUUAACAUAGAUCUACCACGUGUAAUGUGCUUGUCAUGGGUACAUGGAUUGGAAGGAGCGAGAAUAAAAUGAUCAUUUAAUAUUAUAUAA
Molecule: messenger RNA, 4942 nt
Organism: Ylistrum balloti
Lineage: Eukaryota; Metazoa; Mollusca; Bivalvia; Pectinida; Pectinidae
Product: beta-1,4-galactosyltransferase 7-like
Exons: 6
Coding region: 115-1161 (348 amino acids)
Biological process (GO): carbohydrate metabolic process; proteoglycan biosynthetic process
Molecular function (GO): xylosylprotein 4-beta-galactosyltransferase activity
Source: RefSeq, a predicted model, not a curated record